AAGUGUGCGUAUGGGCAUAUUGACUGUUGAUUAAGUUUUGGGAAUAGAAUUAGAAAGCUUAAUAGCAGUUGGGCAUGGCGGCCAAAGAUUCAUUCAUAGUGAAUCUCCUGAUGAUGAUAGUAAUAGUUUUGAGCAACUUGUUGGGUUGGCAUGAGAUGAAAGUAGUAGGUGAUGCAACUCUUCCAUUUAACCGCACCUCUUUUCCUCCUCAUUUCAUAUUUGGAACAUCUUCCUCUGCCUAUCAGUAUGAAGGAGCAGCAAGAGUGGGUGGAAGAGGUCCGAGUAUAUGGGAUACCUACACACACAAACAUUCUGAAAGAAUUUUAGACCACAAAAAUGGUGAUGUGGCUGUUGAUUUCUAUCAUCGUUACAAGGAAGACAUAAAACUAAUGAAAGAUGAAGGGUUGGAUGGUUUCAGGUUUUCUAUCUCAUGGUCUCGAAUUUUACCAUAUGGGAAGUUGAGCAAAGGGAUCAACAAAGAGGGUAUUACGUUCUAUAACAAUCUCAUAAACGAGUUGCUAGUUAAAGGUAUAAAGCCUGUAGUCACCCUCUUUCAUUGGGAUCUUCCCCAGGCACUGGAAGAAGAAUAUCUUGGCUUUCUAAGCCCUAAAAUUGUAGAGGAUUUUAAGGAUUAUGCAGAGGUUUGUUUCAAAGAAUUUGGGGAUAGAGUGAAGGUGUGGGUUACCUUAAACGAACCGCGGUCUUUUGCCGCAGCAGGCUAUGACAGAGGCCUGUUUGCUCCGGGGCGGUGCUCUUCAUGGAUGGACGAAGGGUGCCCUACUCGGGGAAACUCUGCAACUGAGCCUUAUAUAGUUGCCCACCACCUUCUUCUUGCCCAUGCUGCUGCAGCUCAACUAUACACCCAAAAAUACAAAGUGACACAGAAAGGUGAUAUAGGAAUAGUGCUUGUAUCUCAUUGGUUCGUGCCAUACUCCAAAACAGCCUCAGAUGCAGAAGCAGCUCAACGAGCACUUGACUUCACGUUUGGAUGGUUCAUGGAUCCAUUAGCAAGAGGUGAGUAUCCAAAAAGCAUGCGCACAAUUGUGGGAAGUCGGCUGCCAGAAUUCACAUCAGAGGAAGCAAAGAUGGUGAAAGGGUCCUUUGAUUUCUUGGGAUUAAAUUAUUAUACUUCCCGUUAUGCAGCCAACAUUCCUUCCCCUAGAAGGGUUCACCUUAGUUAUUCCACGGACUCGAGAGCCAAUCUAACAAAUGAGAGGAAUGGAAAACUCAUUGGUGCACCGACGGGAAGUGGACUCAAUAUUGUUCCUAAAGGUCUUACAAAGUUGAUCCUUUACGUUAAGAAAAAUUAUAACAAUUCAGCGAUUUACAUUACAGAGAACGGUAUGAGUGAUGCCAAUAUCACUGAAGUUCCACAAGGGGUUAAUGACACUCUCAGGGUCCAUUUCUACCACAGCCAUCUCUUGGCCAUAAAGGCAGCUCUUAAGGAUGGAGCAAAUGUGAAGGGGUUCUUUGCAUGGUCAUUUUUGGAUAAUUUUGAAUGGAUAUCAGGAUACACCCAAAGGUUUGGGAUCAACUACAUAAACUAUAAGGACAACCUCAAGAGAUAUCCCAAGCAUUCUGCUCUUUGGUUCAAGAAAUUCCUUCUCAAAUAAAACUUCUUAAGACUU
Messenger RNA from Ipomoea nil (Japanese morning glory), 1628 nucleotides. Its product is annotated as beta-glucosidase 12-like. The coding region runs from base 75 to 1613 and encodes 512 amino acids. Gene Ontology annotation, biological process: carbohydrate metabolic process. The transcript is spliced from 13 exons. NCBI's taxonomy places the organism in Eukaryota, Viridiplantae, Streptophyta, Magnoliopsida, Solanales, Convolvulaceae. Gene Ontology annotation, molecular function: beta-glucosidase activity. The record is from RefSeq and is a predicted model, not a curated record.